AUGUUAAGGCUGGAAAUGUUUCUGCUCCUGUUGAUUAUAUCAACCAUUGGAAUCGACGGUCGAGCUCUUCGUAAACGACGUGGUAUAUGGCCAAAUAUUCUUGCCCCAGGUGGAAAUACUUUUGCAACAAGUGGCUACUAUGGAAUGCAAAACUACAUUGCAUAUCCGGAGAGUGGUAUUGCCUAUAAUCCAAAUAUUCCAGGUUGGAAUCCGUACUGGCAAGGCUAUUAUCAACAAAAUCAAUUCAAUAAUUAUAACCCAUAUGGAUACAAUCAACCAUAUUUGUAUGGUAGUGGUCAAGGCAUACCGUACGGAGGAUUAGGCAUGAACAGUGGAUUUCCUUAUAGUAAUCCACAACCCUACAAUGGAUAUUAUCCAAGCGGAGCUGGGAAUCAGUGGUAUCCGCCUGGUAGCAAUUUUGGUGGACCACUGCGCUCAGGUGCAGUCAGAUUAAGAAAAGCUAGUAAUACCGGUCGAGCAAGUUCAGUCAAACGUACUAAUAUACUAGCAUCACCACCGAAGAAUCCAACAAACGAAUAA
This is a messenger RNA of Rotaria sp. Silwood1, 540 nucleotides long. NCBI's taxonomy places the organism in Eukaryota, Metazoa, Rotifera, Eurotatoria, Philodinida, Philodinidae. The record is from the annotation of a GenBank genome assembly.